AUGGCCUUUAAAUUUCUCCUCGUGGUUACUUGUCUGGCAUUCGUUGGUGUCAGAAGUUUUCCCCAGCAUGGUUACGCAACGUCCCAUCUCGUCUCCAAAAUUCAACAUACCGCUCCAGCCUAUCAGCAUAUUUCACCGGUACAUCACGUGGCUGCUAUUCAUGCUGCUCCAGUUCAUCAUACCAUCCUGAAACAGGUAGAGACUCAUGCACCGGCGAACUACGAAUUUUCUUACUCCGUACACGACGAGCAUACCGGGGAUAUAAAGAGCCAACAUGAGACACGGCAUGGAGAUGAGGUUCACGGCCAGUAUAGCCUGUUGGAUGCCGACGGACACCGGCGUGUUGUGGAUUAUCAUGCUGAUCAUCACAAUGGAUUUAAUGCCGUGGUUCGUCGUGAGCCUACCGGAGUGAAAAUCAUUCAACCAGUUCAAAAAGUAAUCGCUCAACCAAUUCACGUGGCUCCCGUGGCACAUGCAGCUAUCUCACAUAACGUUGCGCCACUGAUCCAUAAUACCCACCACAUUGCACCGAUUGCUUAUCACAGCCAGGGACAUCACGCCACCAGUUACAGCAGCGUACAUCUUCAUUGA
Messenger RNA from Sabethes cyaneus, 591 nucleotides. RefSeq names its product larval cuticle protein A2B-like. Bases 1 to 591 code for a protein of 196 amino acids. Lineage: Eukaryota; Metazoa; Arthropoda; Insecta; Diptera; Culicidae. Gene Ontology annotation, cellular component: extracellular matrix. The record is from RefSeq and is a predicted model, not a curated record. The transcript has 2 exons.